UUUCCAUCUUUGGGAACGAAAGAAGACAAGAGAAUAGCUAAACAUCUGGCGUGGCUCCACCUCGCCUAGGAAAUACCGAAAAUGGAACAUAAUAGAUGUAUAUGUCAAGUGUUUAGAACAGAACAGCAGAGAAAAACGCACCCCUAAGAACAAACUUCUACAUAGCCAAAGAAACCUUAAUUCCUGUUGAAAUUCAUUGCCUUGUUCCGAUCGUGGAAUAUGUUCUCCAAAUAGGUUGAUGUUGUCGAAGUGCAGUAUGUUUAACUAUUGAUCACCAAGCCGUUUACAGAUAUUGUGCCUUCUAAAUUUCUACUUAUUAAUGUACUUACUUUUCUUAAAAACAGUUUAAAGAAAGAACAAACUUGUAAUGCAGACCAACUAGAAGGAUGGAGUGUCUUCCUCAGGAUGUUGUCCUUGACAUACUAUCUAGGCUUCCUAUAACAUCUUUGGUGCAAUCAAAGUCUGUAUGCCGUUCGUGGAGAAGCAUAAUACAAGGCUCACUACUUGCUAAUAAGCAUUUAUCACACAUGUCUGAUUAUGAUCCAGGCAUCAUCUUUCAAAGUCACUGGCCCAGCCAAAACCAGUACUACUUUGUAGAUUUUGCUGCUUACCCUGAAGGAAACAAAAUCUUAAAGAAAAUUUCAUUUUCAACAAAGCAUGCUAAUUUGGUAGGUUCGUGUAAUGGCCUGCUAUGCUUCUGCAAUGCUUCACAAAUCCACAUUUGCAAUCCUUUAACCAAGGAUUCGAUAGAGCUGCCAAAAUUGUUGAAGGGUCCAGGAGAAGUGGGAAUUUUAGGAUUUGGUUUCAGUCCAACCACAAAAGAAUAUAAACUGAUUGAGAUAGUUUAUCAAAGAAAAAGGCCUGGAGUCUGGUCCCAUGUUGCUGUGUCUAAUCCAUUUCAAGCUGAGGUUCGAAUUUUAACUCUUGGUGGCUCCAGAUGGAGAAGUUUAGGGAUGGUACCUUACAGAUUUAUUCGGCAACCAUCACAAGUUAUGGUCAGUGGGAGACUUCAUUGGAGAUCUCAACUUGGAAAAUACAAUAUUGAUAACCAGCUCAUAUCGUUUGAUUUAGCAGCUGAGACAUUCCAGGAGGUCUCUAAGCCUGAUUGCAGGAGCUUUAACAGGGGUUUUUAUGAACUGAUUAAUCUUCAAGGUCAUCUCUCUGCAGCCGCUUCCAAUGCUAGUGGGGGAUUAGAGAUUUGGGUUAUGAAGGAAUAUAAUAUUAAAGAGUCUUGGAUCAAAGAAUUUAGCAUUGGAGGUUACCUGCCAAAAGAAUUACAACGGAUCAAUGCAAGGAUCCAUUCCCCUAGAUCAGUUUUUCGAGCCAUAUGCCGGUUCAGAAGUGGUGAGAUCUUACUAGAGCAUAGAAGCAAAGCACUUGUUCUCUAUGAUCCGGUGCAUGAAACGUUCAAGGAUCUUACAUUUGAAGGAGCCCCGAACUGGUUUAAAAUGGUUGUUCAUGUUGGCAGCCUCAUUAGUAUCUAGGUACUAACAUAACAAAGAAACUGUUGUUUUCUGUGAGUUUUCUUCUUGUUGAAACUAAACUUUGCUUUUCCUAUAAUCUGUACUGCCUUUUAAAUGGUUGUUAAACUAAGGAGUUUUCUUGCAGUCUUUAUUUUCUAGGAUUA
This is a messenger RNA of Theobroma cacao (cacao), 1627 nucleotides long. The record is from RefSeq and is a predicted model, not a curated record. NCBI's taxonomy places the organism in Eukaryota, Viridiplantae, Streptophyta, Magnoliopsida, Malvales, Malvaceae.